AUGGUCCAUCUUGCUCGAGUUCAUCGCGAGAGCGAUCUGGACCCCACCAUCAAGCGUGUCAACUCCAUUAAGUUGGACACCACCGAGGAAGAUGACUUCUACUCCAGUGUCUAUGGCACGCGGUUUGCGAUCGAGCAGCUGCCUCAGAAUGAGAUGCCCGAGGGCGAGAUGCCUCGAGAGGUGGCCUACCGCAUGAUCAAAGAUGAGCUGAGCUUGGAUGGCAACCCCAUGCUAAACUUGGCGAGUUUUGUCACGACGUACAUGGAAGACGAAGUCGAAAAGCUCAUGACCGAGUCCUUCAGCAAGAACUUCAUCGAUUAUGAAGAAUACCCGCAGUCGGCGGAGAUCCAGAACCGCUGUGUCAACAUGAUCGCCCGUCUCUUCAACGCUCCCGUCGAAGGCGAGGAUGACCACCCCAUGGGCACCUCGACGAUCGGAUCCUCCGAAGCCAUCAUGCUCGGCACUCUCGCCAUGAAGCGUCGGUGGCAGAACAAGCGCAAGGCUGAAGGCAAGGACUACUCGCGGCCAAACAUCAUCAUGAACAGUGCGGUGCAAGUCUGCUGGGAGAAAGCCGCCCGCUACUUUGACAUUGAAGAGCGCUACGUCUACUGCACGGAGGAGCGCUUUGUCAUUGACCCGCAGCAGGCUGUGGAUCUGGUCGACGAGAACACUAUUGGUAUCUGUGCUAUCCUGGGCACCACCUACACGGGUGAAUACGAAGACGUGAAGGCCAUGAACGACCUCCUCGUCGAGCGGAACAUCGACUGCCCCAUCCACGUCGACGCCGCCAGCGGCGGUUUCGUGGCUCCGUUCAUCCACCCAUCCCUGAAAUGGGACUUCCGUCUGGAGAAGGUCGUCUCCAUCAACGUCUCCGGCCACAAGUACGGCCUCGUCUACCCCGGCGUCGGAUGGAUCGUCUGGCGCUCCCCGGAAUACCUCCCUAAGGACCUCAUCUUCAACAUCAACUACCUGGGCGCCGAACAGGCCAGCUUCACCCUGAACUUCUCCAAGGGCGCCUCCCAGGUCAUCGGCCAAUACUACCAGAUGAUCCGUCUCGGCAAGCGCGGCUACCGAUCCAUCAUGGUCAACAUCACCCGCAUCGCCGACUACCUCGCCGAAGAGCUCGAAAACCUCGGCUUCGUGAUCCUCAGCCAGCGUCGCGGCCGCGGACUCCCUCUCGUUGCAUUCCGCCUCCCCACCGACCGACAGGAGCACUUCGACGAGUUCGCCAUCGCGCACCAGCUGCGUGAGCGCGGAUGGAUCGUGCCGGCCUACACGAUGGCGCCCAACAGCAACUCGCUGAAGCUGAUGCGCGUGGUGGUUCGCGAGGACUUCACCAAGAGCCGAUGCGACACGCUGCUGUCGGACAUGAAGCUGGCGCUGAAGACGCUGAGCGAUAUGGACAAGGCCAUGUUGGAGAAGUACACGCAGCAUGUUCGCACGCAUUCGACCAACUCGCACAAGGCGAAGCAUAACCACCCGCACUACCAGGGCGAGAACCACUCCUUGCAGGGCAAGACGGGCAAGACCCACGGUGUGUGCUGA
Messenger RNA from Aspergillus steynii IBT 23096, 1545 nucleotides. Its product is annotated as glutamate decarboxylase. The record is from RefSeq and is a predicted model, not a curated record. The transcript has 4 exons. Gene Ontology annotation, molecular function: glutamate decarboxylase activity; pyridoxal phosphate binding. Gene Ontology annotation, biological process: L-glutamate catabolic process. NCBI's taxonomy places the organism in Eukaryota, Fungi, Ascomycota, Eurotiomycetes, Eurotiales, Aspergillaceae. Bases 1 to 1545 code for a protein of 514 amino acids. Gene Ontology annotation, cellular component: cytosol.